CAUUGUUUGAAAAGCUAGGGAGAUGCAUAAAGACACCCUCUUACAUAGUAGUAAACUUGGAAAGAAAUAAAAAAUUGCAGUAAAAUCGUUUGACACGCGCUAUACAAGGGGAAGGCAGGAGGUGUCUUAUAAAACACGGCUAGCACACAACAGCCAAAGUAAACAACACAAGAAUGGCAGAAUUAGCAGAGACUGCAGUGAUGCCUAAGGUCAUACCUUUCCUCUCUUCUCUUCUUCAAAGAGUAGCAGAAUCUAAUGAUAUUAGCCAUCAGUUAUACCCCCAGAAAGUCUCAAUCUUUCAUGGCCUUUCUAGACCUGCUAUAUCCAUUCAAAACUAUCUUGAAAGAAUCUUCAAGUAUGCAAAUUGUAGCCCCUCUUGUUUUGUUGUUGCUUAUGUGUAUCUUGAUCGGUUUUCUCAGAGACAAUCCUGUUUUCCUCUCAAUUCUUUCAAUGUGCAUAGAUUGCUCAUCACAAGUGUCUUGGUCUCUGUCAAGUUCAUGGAUGAUAUAUAUUACAACAACGCUUUCUAUGCUAAAGUUGGAGGAAUCAGCACAAGAGAGAUGAAUCUUCUUGAAGUGGAUUUUUUAUUUGGUCUGGGCUUCCAGUUGAAUGUGACACCAGCCACAUUCCACUUCUAUUGCUCUUACCUUCAGAGAGAAAUGUCGAUUCAGUCUCCUCUAAAUAUCGCAAGACCACUGAAAAUCCAUUGCUGUUUCAAUGAAGAUGAAUCCACUCAUCAAAAACGGCUUGCUGUUUAGAUAAUAUUUAGGAUGGUUAGGAAAGUUGGACCUUAAAAAAAGGAACUAGCAGACUUUUAGUAGUGCUAGUCAUGGAGGGUCAUGCACAUGUGAGAGCUUGGAUGUUUUCCAUAAGCAUUCUGGUUUGAAAUGAUGGACUCGAAACUCUCAUCUGGCAUCCUAUGAUUUGAGGCACUGCACACAUUUUCAAGCUCAGUUUUUUAUGCUACUCGUCGUAUUUCUCCUUUUCUUUUUGGUUGGAAAUUCGCAAAUCAAUGCUAUGUACAGAUGGGCUUUCUGUCCUUACAGUCUGGCUAACUUGAUGUAUAUAGCUCAUGAUCAAUCUUCCCUGUAAAACAUGACCAGAACUUAACUUUGCAAUGCCCUGUCGCCCAAGUUCCUCAAUGGGACAAGUAAUCCAGGCUUCUAGAGACUGUGAAUGAAUACUGACAGAAGCAAUAUCAGUAGAAAACAGAAUCUUGCUUAGCCUUCCAAAUGCAUGGAUAGAAGAAAAAUUGCAAUAGAAGCAUUGCGCAAUCUCUCUAUGCAUAUGUAGGAGACUAACCAAAUUGAGCUGUGUUGUGAUUUCACUUGUUAACAAUGGUUAAUGACUGUAAGGAAAUUAGCUGGUGUUUAGAGAUUAAA
Molecule: messenger RNA, 1382 nt
Organism: Populus euphratica (Euphrates poplar)
Lineage: Eukaryota; Viridiplantae; Streptophyta; Magnoliopsida; Malpighiales; Salicaceae
Product: cyclin-U4-1-like
Exons: 2
Coding region: 174-758 (194 amino acids)
Biological process (GO): regulation of cyclin-dependent protein serine/threonine kinase activity
Molecular function (GO): protein kinase binding
Source: RefSeq, a predicted model, not a curated record